Messenger RNA from Periophthalmus magnuspinnatus, 876 nucleotides. RefSeq names its product chymotrypsin-like elastase family member 2A. Gene Ontology annotation, biological process: proteolysis. Gene Ontology annotation, molecular function: serine-type endopeptidase activity. Bases 1 to 855 code for a protein of 284 amino acids. The record is from RefSeq and is a predicted model, not a curated record. NCBI's taxonomy places the organism in Eukaryota, Metazoa, Chordata, Actinopteri, Gobiiformes, Gobiidae. The transcript is spliced from 9 exons.
AUGUUGGCAGCUCUCUUGGGCACAUGUGUGCUCUUCACACACGGAGUCACCAUAAAGUUUGCCAUCUUGGCUUUGUUUGUCGCAGGGGCAUAUGGCUGUGGCCAGUCCACCUUCCCUCCUGUUCUCAGUAGAGUGGUUGGAGGAAAUGAUGCCAGGAAGCACAGCUGGCCCUGGCAGGUGUCGCUGCAGUACAGUGCCCCAAGUGGAAACUGGUACCACACAUGUGGAGGUACCCUGAUCUCAGACCAGUGGGUUCUGACCGCUGCUCACUGCAUUGGAGAGAAGAAAUACCGUGUGUACCUGGGCAAACACAGCAUGAGAAACAAACAGGAGCCGGACUCCAUCGCCAUCAGCCCCUCCAAGCUCUUCACACACCCCGAAUACGACUCUUGGAAAAUCCGUAACGACAUUGCCCUGAUCAAGCUGUCCACCCCUGUGACUUUUACUGAUGCCAUAAAGCCCUCGUGUCUGCCCACCGCAGGGGAGGUGCUGCCCCAUGGACACCCCUGCUACGUCACUGGCUGGGGCCACCUUGAGAGUUCGGGCCCCAUGGCUGACAUACUGCAGCAGGCUCUCCUCCCGGUGGUCAAACAUGAGAUUUGCUCCACACCGGACUGGAUGGGAGGUAUGGUCACCACUAACAACAUCUGUGCUGGAGGAGACGGAAAGCGCGGCGGCUGCAAGGGAGACUCGGGUGGUCCUUUGAACUGCCAGGGCAAAGAUGGGUCCUGGGAGGUCCAUGGAGUAGUGAGCUUCUGCUCCAGCUUUGGGUGUAACUAUCGCAGGAAGCCCACCGUGUUCACACGUGUCAGUGCCUACAUGGACUGGCUCAACAGAGUGAUGACGAGUAACUAAACAUUGGUUUUCAUCUGUUGG